Molecule: messenger RNA, 2084 nt
Organism: Hordeum vulgare subsp. vulgare (domesticated barley)
Lineage: Eukaryota; Viridiplantae; Streptophyta; Magnoliopsida; Poales; Poaceae
Product: B3 domain-containing protein Os03g0120900-like
Exons: 1
Coding region: 762-1730 (322 amino acids)
Molecular function (GO): DNA-binding transcription factor activity; DNA binding
Source: RefSeq, a predicted model, not a curated record
UGACAAGGACAAGCUCACAUGAGCUCAACCAGAUAAUCAAUGGGGCCCACCCUAGGUAGCUAGCUAGCAAGCUACUAGCUAGCUCUCACACCCCAUCCUCCUUCCUCUCCUUUAAAAAGCAAGCUACUUGUAUUGUGCCCACUCUUCCCCCCCUCCAUCAUACAGUACAUUGCACACACGUAUACAUACAUACACAUACACAUACAUACACACUAGACACGCUAGCUAGCUAAGGAAGCUAGGAUAAUUACCUUUGGUUGCAAGCCAAAAGCAAGCAUCCAUCCCAUCCAGAACCAGCCUCAUCUCCAUUUCUCAUCCUCCCCCUUUCCUCUCCGGCCGGCCGGCCUCUCACCAAGAACGACCUUCAUAGUACCCACCCCACCAUCGAUCCUUCCUCCACCCUUCUUCCUCCUCCUCCCCAUCCUCUUCUUGCUCGAUCUCAUGCCUGGAUCCUGCAAGAAGCUCAGGCUUUAGGUAGUUAGCAGGCAGAUCGAGCUGUUCCCCACCUUCACAGCUUCUCCUGCUAUGCCAGUCGCCCGAGAAUUCUAAAUUCCAAUCUCCCAAGCUAGCCAAAUAUUGUAAGCCCACCCAAAUCCUACACUUAUAAACAACAGUAACAGCACAGCACUGGGAGUGGGAGAAGGGGAGCACCAGCUGCUGGUCAAAGGUCAAGGCCAGCAGCGAGGACGAAGCAGAAGCAGGCAAGGGGAGGAAGGAGGCAUCUACCACCUAACCUACCUCUCCUCCAUCGAUCGGUGCACAUGGAGUUCACCGCAAUCAGGGCCUCCACGGCGGCCGCUGGUAGCUGCUCGUCGCCGCCCGCGGCGGAUCAUAAGGCUGAUGAGGAGGAGGCUGCGGCGGUGGAGAAGGAGCACAUGUUCGACAAGGUCGUGACGCCGAGCGACGUGGGCAAGCUGAACCGGCUGGUGAUCCCGAAGCAGCACGCGGAGAAGUACUUCCCGCUCGACGCCUCCUCCACCGACAAGGGCCUCCUGCUCAGCUUCGAGGACCGCGCCGGCAAGCCGUGGCGCUUCCGCUACUCCUACUGGAACAGCAGCCAGAGCUACGUGAUGACCAAGGGCUGGAGCCGCUUCGUCAAGGAGAAGCGCCUCGACGCCGGGGACACCGUCUCCUUCGGCCGCGGCGUCGGGGAGGCCGCAAGGGGCAGGCUCUUCAUCGACUGGCGCCGCCGCCCCGACGUCGUCCUCCCGCCCGGGCACCACCGAGGCUUUGCCCUCCCCUCCAUGCCCUUCUCGCCGUGGAUGGCGCACCCGGCCGGACCCGGCGGCGCUGGCGGCAGGAUGUUCCUCCAGGCGACUACUCCGGCGUCCGUCUACGACUACGACGCCUACCAGUACCAACACCAACACCACCACCAGCGGCGACACAUCGGGUACGACGGCUACGGGGCAGCACCCGGCAGGCAGGUGCUCUUCUACCAGCCGCAGCAGCAAUACCACCGCCAGCACCAGUCGCUGGUCCUGGAGUCGGUGCCGGUGCGCAUGGCGGCAGUGCCAGGGCAGUACCCGGUCCCGGAGCCGUCCCCGGUGGCGACGUCGGGGUCGAAGCGGGUGCGGCUCUUCGGGGUGAACCUCGAGUGCGCCACAAACGCCGAGGAGGACUUUGAAGGCGUGAGGACGGCGCCUCCGGCGCUGCAGCUGCUGUCACCGGCCUCCUCAUCGUCGUCGUCGUCAGGGAAAGCGAGGUGCUCUUUGAAUCUUGACUUGUGAAGCGCUAAGAGUGGGCGGUCGUACGAUCCACCACUACUACCACUACUGCUACUCAGAUUCUGACACAAACGGGGCCGCCGCCGCCGCCGGGCGUUCGCAAAGGAGAAAUUAACCUGUCGGAGAAGUAAACAAAUGCGGCGGCGGCGGCCGGUGCAUGCUUGGAGCAUCUAGCCUCUUCGUAAUCACUUCCUUUGGUAUAUAUAGCUCAUGAUCCCUCGAUCCUUAAUUAUUAGGCAGUGCUGUGCAGUGUGAGAAGAAACACGAAAAGAACAAUUUAAGCAGCAGCAACAACAACAAAUCUCUCUAUCUUGAUUGAUGCAUGGUUUCUUGCUAUACUAUCUGCUUUGAUUUGCA